AUGUUCCUGCAGAUAACCAGGACAAGUUCCUGCAGAUACAUUGGGCAAGUUCCUGCAGAUACACAGGUCAAGUUCCUGCAGAUAUAUUGGGCAAGUUCCUGCAGAUACACAGGGCUAGUUCCUGCAGAUACACAGGACAAGUUCCCUUCAGAUAACCAGGACAAGUUCCUGCAGAUAUAUUGGGCAAGUUCCUGCAGAUAUACAGGGCAAGUUCCUGCAGAUAUACAGGUCAGGUUCCUGCAGAUAAACAGAUACACAGUACAAGUUUCUGCAGAUACACAGGACAAGUUCCUGCAGAUAUACAGGUCAAGUUCCUGCAGAUACACAGGUCAGGUUCCUGCAGAUAACCAGGACAAGUUCCUGCAGAUACACAGGACAAGCUCCUGCAGAUACACAGGGCAAGUUCCUGCAGAUACACAGGGCAAGUUCCUGCAGAUACACAGGACAAGUUCCUGCAGAUACACAGGACAAGUUCCUGCAGAUAUACAGGGCAAGUUCCUGCAGAUACACAGGGCAAGUUCCUGCAGAUACACAGGACAAGUUCCUGCAGAUACACAGGACAAGUUCCUGCAGAUACACAGGACAAGUUCCUGCAGAUAUACAGGGCAAGUUCCUGCAGAUACACAGGACAUGUUCCUGCAGAUACACAGGACAAGUUUCUGCAGAUACACAGGACAAGUUCCUGCAGAUAUACAGGUCAAGUUCCUGCAGAUAAUCAGGACAAGUUCCUGCAGAUACACAGGACAAGUUCCUGCAGAUAUAUUGGGCAAGUUCCUGCAGAUACACAGGACAAGUUCCUGCAGAUGCACAGGACAAGUUCCUGCAGAUACACAGGUCAGGUUCCUGCAGAUACACAGGUCAAGUUCCUGCAGAUACACAGGGCAGGUUCCUGCAGUUACACAGGGCAAAUUCCUGCAGAUAUACAGGUCAAGUUCCUGCAGAUACACAGGGCAAGUUCCUGCAGAUACACAGGACAAGUUCCUGCAGAUACACAGAACAAGUUCCUGCAGAUAUACAGGGCAAGUUCCUGCAGAUACACAGGUCAGGUUCCUGCAGAUAUAUAGGUCAAGUUCCUGCAGAUACACAGGACAAGUUCCUGCAGAUACACAGGACAUGUUCCUGCAGAUACACAGGACAUGUUCCUGCAGAUACACAGGUCAAGUUCCUGCAGAUACACAGGACAUGUUCCUGCAGAUACACAGGACAAGUGUCUGCAGAUACACAGGACAAGUUCCUGCAGAUACACAGGACAUGUUCCUGCAGAUACACAGGACAUGUUCCUGCAGAUACACAGGUCAAGUUCCUGCAGAUACACAGGACAUGUUCCUGCAGAUACACAGGACAAGUGUCUGUAGAUACACAGGACAAGUUCCUGCAGAUAUACAGGGCAAGUUCCUGCAGAUACACAGAUAUACAGGUCAGGUUCCUGCACAUACACAGGACAAGUUCCUGCAGAUAACCAGGACAAGUUCCUGCAGAUACACAGGACAAGUUCCUGCAGAUACACAGGACAAGUUCCUGCAGAUAACCAGGACAAGUUCCUGCAGAUACAUUGGGCAAGUUCCUGCAGAUAUACAGGUCAAGUUCCUGCAGAUACACAGAACAAGUUUCUGCAGAUACACAGGACAAGGUCCUGAAGAUAACCAGCACAAGUUCCUGCAGAUAACCAGGACAAGCUCCUGCAGAUAUACAGGUCAGGUUCCUGCAGAUACACAGGUCAAGUUCCUGCAGAUACACAGGACAAGUUCCUGCAGAUCCACAGGGCAAGUUCCUGCAAAUACACAGGACAAGUUCCUGCAGAUACACAGGGCAAGUUCCUACAGAUACACAGGACAAGUUUCUGCAGAUAUAUAG
This is a messenger RNA of Haliotis rufescens (red abalone), 1854 nucleotides long. Its product is annotated as leucine-rich repeat receptor-like kinase protein CLV1a. The coding region runs from base 1 to 1854 and encodes 617 amino acids. The transcript has 3 exons. Lineage: Eukaryota; Metazoa; Mollusca; Gastropoda; Lepetellida; Haliotidae. The record is from RefSeq and is a predicted model, not a curated record.